Messenger RNA from Dichomitus squalens LYAD-421 SS1, 798 nucleotides. RefSeq names its product WD40 repeat-like protein. The annotation marks the transcript as partial. The record is from RefSeq and is a predicted model, not a curated record. Lineage: Eukaryota; Fungi; Basidiomycota; Agaricomycetes; Polyporales; Polyporaceae. The transcript has a single exon. Gene Ontology annotation, molecular function: protein binding.
AGCGGCAGCUCGCGCCAAGUCGCCGCCCUCAAAGGCCAUAGGGGUUCUGUCACGGGCUGCACGUGGUCCAGCGACGGUGUCCACAUUGCUGCCCGAGACGACAACAAUGCUCUACGAGUCUGGGAUGGACGAAAACCCCAGCCGCUAUUACUCGACGGCACCGACUUCAAGACAACCAAUGUCAAGCCUCUAUUCUCCCCUGACAGCCGCUGGCUUCUGGCCCACACUUGGAGGGACUGUGGUGUUUGGGACGUUGGAUCUGGUGUAUACCUCCCACUCCAAUUCCAGCGAAAUGGCGAUGGCGAUUUUGUGAGUGCAGCCGCAUUCAGCCCGGAGAGUACACACCUCGCAAUUGGAUAUGUCAAGGGGCCGAUCCGCAUCUGGUACAUGGCGACUAGGUGCGACCCUCCGCUCCUAUUGAAUGCGCACCGGACCAACGAUGUGGCCUUCUCCCCCGAUGGUCGCCUGCUACUAUCUGCGUCAUGGGACGGCACGGUCAAGAUAUGGGAUGCGUACACUGGUGCCAUCGUUCGUUCACUUGAAGGGCACACCUCACCGGUGUGCACGGCGAGCUUCUCCCCGUGUGGAAAGUAUAUCGCCUCUGCGUCUUCUGACGAGACGGUGAGGGUGUGGAGAGCUAGCGACGGAUCGUGCUUGGCAACGCUCUCCGAUCACGAUCAAUCGGUCUUGCAUGUUGCAUUCACUCCCGAUGGGACAGGGCUGUGGUCUGCGGCGGCAAAUGGGACCGUCUUGGGUCGUCGGUUACAGGACGUCGCCGCGGACGAGUUCAUCUUUUGA